Messenger RNA from Eurytemora carolleeae, 548 nucleotides. Its product is annotated as protein retinal degeneration B. Gene Ontology annotation, molecular function: phosphatidylinositol binding; phosphatidylinositol transfer activity; phosphatidylcholine intramembrane carrier activity. Gene Ontology annotation, cellular component: cytoplasm. The coding region runs from base 36 to 548 and encodes 170 amino acids. The transcript is spliced from 9 exons. Gene Ontology annotation, biological process: phospholipid transport. The record is from RefSeq and is a predicted model, not a curated record. Lineage: Eukaryota; Metazoa; Arthropoda; Copepoda; Calanoida; Temoridae.
GCUUUUUGAUCCUUUUCCAAAUCUAGGGAAAAGAGAUGCCUACGCCUAAUGGGAAAGCCAUUAUGUGCGCGUACAAGCUCUGUAAAGUGGAAUUCAGAUACUGGGGUAUGCAAAGUAAACUGGAAAGAUUUAUUCAUGACAUGGCGCUUAGAAAUACAAUGCUCAGAGCACACAGACAGGCCUGGGUAUGGCAGGAUGAAUGGUUUGGACUAACAAUGGAUGACAUCAGAAAUAUUGAGCGCGAAACCGCUGAGAUGUUGGCCAGAACAAUGCACGGGGAGGAACUAAGCGAAGACGAAGAUGAUGUUGUGGAAGCCAUACCAGACCCAGCUGGCGGAAAUCACAAGGGUUCUGUGAGCGCCAGCUUUACCAGUAUUGAAAAACCCACUAUACCUACAGAAAAUGAGCUGGAGAGUCCUAAUGUUUUUUCAGACGAAGAUCCCAGGUUUAAACAGAUCAUACAGACGGCGACACGUGACAAUGAUACUUCACUGUCAUUGUGGAAAUCUCUACAGAUUGCAGAAUUAUUCACGGAUUGUAUCUUUUAA